Messenger RNA from Macrobrachium nipponense, 2100 nucleotides. RefSeq lists its product as uncharacterized. Gene Ontology annotation, cellular component: BLOC-1 complex. The record is from RefSeq and is a predicted model, not a curated record. The coding region runs from base 350 to 877 and encodes 175 amino acids. The transcript has 6 exons. Lineage: Eukaryota; Metazoa; Arthropoda; Malacostraca; Decapoda; Palaemonidae.
GAACCACCUUCAGAAAUAGUCAAUGGAUUUUGCGUACGACACACAUAAUUGAAGUGCUGUUCGAACAAAGUCCAACUGAGAUUGAAGUUCAGCAGUCUUGUAGUGAAACGGAAUGACACACGAAAGUUGAACUGGCACGAAGAACCUUGGUAUAUCCUGCGCUUUUGAAACCACGACUGACCGGCGGACACCGUUUUCGUAAACAAUACCAGGCUUACUUGGAAGUUACCAAAUCUUCCCAGAACUUCAAAGUACCGUUGCUGUUAAAAUAGCUUAUGUAAGAAUAAAUAUGUGAUGCAGAAGAAAGUGAUGGCAAAGAAACCCUUUCCAAAGAAGAAAUUGACAUUGAAUGACCCGCCAUGCCUGUAAUUCCACACCAUCCCUCCUCCUCCUCCUCCUCUCAUCAUCCAACCACAUCAUGCCUGUGACACCAUUUUCAAAGAGAGCAGGACUGGACAGAGAGCUUGAGUCAAUGUUAACAAGACUGGAAGAAUAUGGGAGUCUUUUGGAAAGAACAAGAAACAUAAGUCGACAUGCACUUGAUGAUCAAGUUCCCCAAGUUUAUUCACACUAUCAGGCACUCCAGAGUACAUUCAAAGGAAUUGAUAAUCUUGAGAACUUGAUAAAACAGGUCAAGGAUGAUCUGGUUAAAAUGGAAGCAGCUGUUAGUCAAGCAGAAGCAGAUUUGAAUCCAAGCCAUGGGUUUACAAUCAGACCUUUAUUCUUUAGAAGGGAGACAAACUUACCUCCGAUGCAUUCUUCCUCACCAAAGACUUUCGAACCACCUAAGAUAUUUCAAACGAAUGAUUACUUUAUAUCUUCGGACUCUCAGACAGAGCCAUGCUCUUCAGUUUUGAAUCCUAUGAGUAAGAAUUAAGUCUGUUAUAUUUUGAUACAAGUUAAACUAUUAUUGCUUUAUUUUACUUGGUAGUAUUGUAUAGAACUCUAAUUUUUUAUUGGUAUAAUCUCAUUUUCUAUGUAUACUAGAUCUGCAACCUAAAUGAAAUUUAGGUUGAAAAGGAACAUAUCAUUAAGCAUGAAAUUUUGGAUUUUAUUUCUAUAGAAGUCGUAAGUGCUGAUUUGGAGCAGCACUACUUUAUUGCUCACUAUUAUGUGAUCUGUUCUCUGUACAGCAGUGUGGAGCUGUUGAGCAACACUUAACUGUUAUUAUGUUGCUGUGAUAAUGGAAAUCUUUUCCAUAUUUUCUUGCAUUGUUGAGCCCUUCUUUUCUAUAAUGUGCUCAGGUUAAUUAUGAAUUUUAGAAUUUUAUAUUUAUAUAUUUUCUACAGUACAAGAUAGGGAGUCAUUAGCAGAGUUUUCCACAAUAAGCCAGAGAUCAAAAGUUUCUCUAAUUAUAGUGAAUUUCUCUACAAAGCAGAGGUGAUUGCUGUGGACCAUUGAUAGUGUGCAAAUUCCUUCAUAUGAUGUACAUCAUCAGGAUACAGUACCUUUAUCAGUAUUGCUUCAGUAUGAUAAAAUUGGGAUAAAUACCCCAGAAAUGAACAGAAUCUGUUUAGCCAUAAACUUUAUAUAAGAUGGGUAUGUAUUAUCACCAGGGAAUAAAUAAUUAGUACUAUAUUGUACCUUAGAAAAAAAAAAAAACUAACAGGAAUUUCUGAUUUUGACUAUUGUGUGAAACUCUGCCUUCACUUUGGAUUUUGUAGGUUUUUAAAUGCUUGUUAACUGCAUACAGUGUUUAUUCAUAUGCAUUUUAAAUAUAAUGAUACUGGUAAUUAUCUCUGUAAUAAUCACUUUCCUCUUAUACUGUACAGGUGUUUUUUCAUGUAUUAGAAAAUUUUUCUGGCACACCAAUUACUGUAAGUAAUGGUAGCAGUGGCACUUAAAAUCAGUUUUAAUUCAUCAAAGGUGGCAGAGAGAGAAAAUGUACCGUAGUUUUUCAAGAAUUGAGUGCAGUAAUCGGAAAGUGCAUGAAAGGGCACCAGAUACCUUUUCUUAAUCAACAGCCAUAUGUAGAUAAAUCAGUAGGAAAGUAUUUUGAAUGGUUUAAGCAUAGCUGUAUAGCUCUGUAAUAUAUAUAUUUCUGCUGUUUUUGAAUAUAUGUCUAUUUUGUACUUCAAAUUAUAGUUAAAAACUACAUAU